Equus quagga is the source of this 1927-nucleotide messenger RNA. RefSeq names its product WW domain binding protein 2 (gene WBP2). The record is from RefSeq and is a predicted model, not a curated record. The transcript is spliced from 8 exons. Lineage: Eukaryota; Metazoa; Chordata; Mammalia; Perissodactyla; Equidae. Gene Ontology annotation, molecular function: transcription coactivator activity; chromatin DNA binding. The coding region runs from base 77 to 862 and encodes 261 amino acids. Gene Ontology annotation, cellular component: nucleus. Gene Ontology annotation, biological process: positive regulation of DNA-templated transcription.
GCUACGCCACUGGGGGCGGCCCGAAGAGGAGCGCAAGCGCACUGCGUUGCGAGUCUCGGGACCCGUUUCCGAGACUAUGGCGCUCAACAAGAAUCACUCGGAGGGUGGCGGAGUGAUCGUCAACAACACCGAGAGCAUCCUAAUGUCGUAUGAUCAUGUAGAACUUACGUUCAAUGACAUGAAGAAUGUGCCAGAGGCCUUCAAAGGGACCAAGAAGGGCACCGUCUACCUUACCCCUUACCGGGUCAUCUUUCUGUCCAAGGGGAAGGAUGCCAUGCAGUCCUUUAUGAUGCCUUUCUAUCUGAUGAAGGACUGUGAGAUUAAGCAACCUGUGUUUGGUGCAAACUACAUCAAGGGAACAGUGAAGGCCGAAGCAGGAGGUGGCUGGGAAGGCUCUGCGUUGUACAAGUUGACCUUUAUGGCAGGGGGUGCCAUCGAGUUUGGACAAAGGAUGCUACAGGUGGCGUCUCAAGCCUCUCGAGGUGAAGCCCCCAGUGGAGCCUAUGGGUACUCUUACAUGCCCAGCGGGGCCUAUGUCUUUCCCCCGCCAGUCGCCAAUGGAAUGUACCCCUGCCCUCCUGGCUACCCCUAUCCACCGCCCCCACCUGAGUUCUAUCCGGGACCUCCCAUGAUGGACGGGGCCAUGGGAUAUGUGCAGCCCCCGCCACCACCCUACCCUGGGCCCAUGGAACCUCCGGUCAGCGGCCCUGAUGUUCCCUCCACUCCUGCAGCCGAAGCCAAGGCCGCAGAAGCAGCUGCCAGCGCCUAUUACAACCCAGGAAACCCCCACAACGUCUACAUGCCCACGAGCCAGCCUCCACCACCUCCCUACUACCCCCCAGAAGAUAAGAAGACCCAGUAGACCCCUCACACCCCCUGCCUCCCACCUCUCAUCACUCUUUCCUUCCCUCCCCUUGGGGCCCAGUCUGGGCUUGGGCCUGUGAUGAGGGGGCCUUGUUCUUCCUCCAGGUCUGAUGAUAAAACACUUACCAGGAACUAGCGUUGAGGGAAGGAGGGGCCCUUGACUCGGGAGCAGUGCCUCCCAGCUUCCCACCCAGCCCGCAGCCCAGGCGCUGCUCAGCGCGCUUCCCUCCCACCGUCGCUGGGCUCUCCUUGGGCACGCGGGGCAUCCCCCUCCUUCCCGGCUUGCUCUAGCAACUUCUACCCAUGGAGGGACUCUCUGGCCACCUCCUCCACCGCAGUCCAGCUCCUCGUUUUGGUAGCCACUUUAUACUCAGCCUCCCGAGCUCCCGUUGGACCAGCUGCGUGUCUUCCCGAGGGCCCUGCCAGGCCCCCUCACAUUCCCUCCGCUCUGGUCUGCGCCUCGCCCAGGAAGCCACCUUCCCACCGGACUGUCAGCCCACAUUCAGUUCCUAGCCGUCCUCCAGCCCAGUCAUACAUGCCUUCCCUUCUCUGUCCUGUCCUUGCUCUCUGUGGCCACUACUGUGGGACUUUGGGAGCUUUACCUUGAGCUGCCAGGGGCUGGGUGGCAUGAGGGCCAGGCCACAGUGGCUGGGGGAAGGAGCCCCUGCUUCCCUGCUGGUGUUUCUGGAAUUUGGUUCCCUUUGCCUUCUCUCUUUUCCCUCUAGAAGAGGCCUCUCUGACUGGAACUGGAGAAUGCAUGUCCAUCCCACCAUGCCAUUCGGGGGCUGCUGGGCAGGCUGGGAACAAACCCCUGACUCCAGGGGCCUGGCCUGGGCCUGUGUGCUGACCAUAACCUCUCCCCAGCCCCUCAGCCUGCCCUCUUCCCUUUAAGCUUCAUGCCUGGUUGGCGAUAUGUCCCCUGGAUGCACUAAAAUUUGCUCUCAUUUGCUCCUGGACUGGCCAUGAAGUGAGGAGAUGGUUAUUUAAAGAGAAUUCCCUAUUUAUUUGACCAAAAAAAUCCAGUUAAUAUAUUAAUGUGAAAUAAACCCUCUUUGCACCUUGA